UCAUCAGAAUAUGAGGAAACCAAUAUGCCUACUGCUCAUAAUCUUGUCCCUAUCAUCUAUGAUCAGUCCCAAUACAUUCAGCAUUUAGAGGCAGAAGUCAAGUUCUGCAAGGAGGAACUCUCUGGAAUGAAAAAUAGGAUACAGGUCGUUGUGCUUGACAACGAACGGCUCCAAGAAGAGUUGAAAGCUCGAAGGCCAGAGGAAGAGAUGAGGGAGCAAACUCUUCUGGAUGCGUCUGGAAACACGCAGAAUUCUUGGAUUACAAGAGGUGAAGAUUCUGGAGUUCAAGAAGCUGUCAAGAAAUUUUCCCACGGUGAUGCAGACAUUAUGAAGACCUCAUCUGCUGGUGAGGCUGAGAAAUGGAAGCUAGAGCUGGAGAGGCUGAAACUUACUUAUGAGCAAAAGUGUGAAAUCCUGGAAUCUCAAUUGAGGGUUUUGAGGAAAGACUUAGCCGAAUGUCAGAAAAAUUGUGAAGAUCUUAAAGGGCGACUAAAGCACAAAGAGUCUGUUCUUGCUGCCCAGGUUUCUAGCCGCGUCGGUGGCCUUUGUGUGAAGUGCGCUCAGCAUGAAGCUGUUCUUUCUCAGACACACAGUCAUGUCCACAUGCAGACCAUCGAGCGGCUGACGAAGGAGAGAGAUGACUUCAUGUCCGCGCUGGUUUCCGCGAGGAGCAGCUUGGCCGACGUGCAGCAGAGGGAGGCGGGCGCCUUCGAGCAGGUGAAGCGUGCCGUGCAGAUGACGGAGGAGGCCAACCUUGAGAAAACCAAGGCCCUAAUCCAGUGUGAGCAGCUGAGGGGUGAGCUGGAGAGGCAGGCGGAGCGGCUAGAGAAGGAGCUGGCCGCGCAACAGGAGAAGAGGGCCUCCGACAAAGAGCUGAUGAAGAGCGAGCUGACAAAGCAGCGUGAGGACAUGGGAUCCCAGAUGUUGGCUCUGUCUCAGAACAUUGCCCACCUGGAGGCCCAGGUGGAAAAGGCCACGAGGGAGAAGGUUUCCGCUGUGAACCAACUAGAAGAAAUUCAGAACCAGCUUGCUUCCCGGGAAAUGGAAGCCACAAAGGUGUGUGGGGAAAUGCGCUACCAAUUGAAUAAAAUCAAAAUGGAGAAGGAUGAGGCCGAAAAGGAGCACAGAGAGGACAGAGCCAAAGCUAAACGGGAUCUUGACAUGAAAGACCAGGAAAUAGAGAGACUGACGCUGGAGCUGAGGGAGAGCAGGCAGCACGUGGAGCGGGAGCAGCAGAAGGCGGCGGGGGCCAGCGAGGAGCUCCUGACAUUGACAGAGCGGCUGGGCGAGGCCGAGCGCCAGCUGCACCUCACCAGACUGGAAAAAGAGGCCAUUCAGCAGAGCUUCAGCAGCGAGGCAAAGGCCCAAGCCCUUCAGGCCCAGCAAAGGGAGCAGGAGCUGACACAGAAGAUGCAGCAAAUGGAGGCCCAGCAUGACAGGACCGAAAGUGAACAGUAUUCAUUGCUGACCUCCCAGAAUGCAUUUUUGACAAAGUUAAAGGAAGAGUGCUGUACGUUAGCCAAGAAACUGGAACAAAUCUCUCAAAAGAGCAGGUAGGUGAUAUUAUGUAAUACUUUCAGAGCACUGUUUGUUUAAAUUCUGUAAUUUUUCUUUAAAGCACAGCAUUUCCACUAUUUUACAGUCAAAUGUCAAAAUUA
Molecule: messenger RNA, 1658 nt
Organism: Myotis davidii
Lineage: Eukaryota; Metazoa; Chordata; Mammalia; Chiroptera; Vespertilionidae
Product: serologically defined colon cancer antigen 8 homolog
Exons: 12
Biological process (GO): tube formation; establishment of cell polarity; centrosome cycle
Cellular component (GO): centriole; centrosome
Source: RefSeq, a predicted model, not a curated record